Messenger RNA from Hemiscyllium ocellatum (epaulette shark), 5912 nucleotides. Its product is annotated as protein HEG-like. The transcript has 12 exons. The coding region runs from base 456 to 2327 and encodes 623 amino acids. Lineage: Eukaryota; Metazoa; Chordata; Chondrichthyes; Orectolobiformes; Hemiscylliidae. Gene Ontology annotation, molecular function: calcium ion binding. The record is from RefSeq and is a predicted model, not a curated record.
CGCUAGGAGUCUGACUCAGACACACACACACAUAUACGGAACCACUGGCUGUGUAUUGUCAUGUAUUCUUGUCAACUUGAGUCAUCUCUCCCGAGGGGCAGGAGCGGAGUCUUUGCAGACGAUACGCCUUUAAGGCCGGCGAGAGGGUGGAGUCUGAAGGCGCCGUGAAACCGCUACAUCUGCUGAAAGUGACCAGAGCCGGGAGUUUUACUGAACACCUGUACGGUACAGUCCACACAGGGAGUGCGGGUGACGGACUGAUUGACUGACCGUCUGUCUGGGGACCGGGCCCGUUCAGCUUUUCCGUGGUCGUUAAGGGAGAGACCGCCUGAAACAGCAGCACUGUCGUUUGGAUAAGGAGCCCGCGACCUUUAUUUGAUUCUCUGCCCACCAUCAGCAACCCCCUCACCCUGCUCUCUCUCUCUCUCAGGCCGAAUUUGUAACCAGCAGCCAGGAUGGCGAUGAUACACAGAGUCACAUUGACUUGCCUCCUUUCGCUUAUCUGCUACAUUACAGUUGAAGGCGACACCAGCAACAGCACUGCGUCCACGGGAGGGACAAAUGCCACAGAAUUGACUCCUGUGACGUCCAGGUCAUCAUCCAGCACCAUUACAGUAGUGGAAUCGCAGACAACUAAACACAUAUCCACUUCAAAACCAAGUACAGUUGACAAGAGCACUACCUCAACACCCAGUUCUGCCUCUGAGGUAACUGCAGUGUCUACCACUGUUCCAAUAUCUGACACAAGUCUUUCAGCAAGCUCCCCACUUAUUUCAAUGACCAGUGUAACAUCAUCUUCAACCAGAGAAAAUACAAGAACAACCGAAGCACAAACCUCUUUUUCAAAUGCAACGUUUGCUCCCACGUAUUCCCCAGUUAACAUGACAGUUGCAACAUCAGGGGCUUCAACUCUUCAAACGGUAGCCACAGCUGAGAUUCCAACAAACACCACAGAAAAUACCACCCAAAGUUCAACCCCAGAACACACAACCACCGCCGCCACACCUCAUAAUGCAUCAACCAGCAUACCAGCUACAAGUGGAGAAAUUAAUGUUACUAUGUCAACAGUCUUUUCCACCACUGAAAGAUCUACGUGGGUUCCGAUGAACAUUACGUCAGCCAACACAUCUGCAAACAGUGAAGCCAGCACAAAUGUUACAAUGCCAGCAACUGCUACAGUGUCAAUGAAUGCUACAGUGCCAAUGAAUACUACAAGUGAGGCAAUGACUCAGAGUACAGAACUUUCCAAUUCUACUUGGUCCACAACCCAGCCUCCAAAGACCACGACUCCACAGCCUACAGAUCAUUGCAAAAAUGCAAUCUGUCCUCCAAGCAGUACUUGUGUGAAUCUGUUUCAGACGUAUAAGUGUCAAUGCUUCCCUGGGUUCUUUGAAAAGGAAAAUAGCUGUGUAACAGCGAGAAACUUCCCAGGAAUCUUGCACUUAACAAAAAUCAAUUUUACGGAUGACAUGAAUGAAAUAAACUCAAAGGCAUUUUAUGACACUGCAAAAGAAGUAGAGAAAGAGAUGGCGAUCCUUUUCAAAAACGACAGUUCCUUCUACAAAUCCGUUGUUCGGAAGCUUGGAAAAGGAAGUGUUAAUGCCUUUUUAGACAAUAUUUUUGAAUUUUCUUCCAACGCAACAGAGAGCUCUGUCACCGCACUUAUCAAAUAUGGUAUCAAAAAUUGUGCAUCCUGUAAGCUAAUAUCGUCUUCAGACUCUUAUACUGGCCAAAACGUAUGCAACCUGAACCCUUGCGAUAACAGCACCUCACUAUGUAAAGCAAACAAUGGGAUUGCUACCUGCAACUGUCUGCCCGGCUACUUCAAGUUUGCUGCUUCUGAUCGAAGCUGCAAAGCCUGUCUAAGUGGAUUUAAGCUUGAAAAUAGAAUAUGUGUGAAGUGUCCAUUUGGUUAUGGAGGAUUUAACUGUGAUAAAUCAUAUUUACUGGCAGUUGUGGUGAUCUCCUGUGUACUGGGUGGUAUCCUCCUCCUCUCGUUGUUGGCCCUAAUUGUAACCUGUCUCAGGUGCAAAAGUGGCUCUUGCAGUUCCUCAUCAGACUCUCACGACUAUGUCAUGUGGCCCAAAUCCGAGAUGCCGAAGAUUCCCCGUGCCACCAUGCACUGGGAUGGUAAUCAGCUUGAAAUGCAAGAGAAUGGAAGCACCAGCAGUUUAAAUGAUAUCCAUCGAGAUGCUGGGAGAACACCUGAAAAAAAUGAUGACCUGAAGACCUUUAAAGGGAAGCAGCAGUCCCGGUACACCUAUCUCUGCCAGGGUCAAGAGAAUCCAUAUUACGUCAGUGAUGAGAAAAAACCCGAAUAUUUGUAAAUGGAGCAGGAUUGAUUUUUAGAGGGUGAAGCAGAUAUUCUUUCAACUAUUGAUAAUGUUUGUGCUUCUGUGCGUGUCGCAUAGCAAGCGUAAAGGGUAGGGAAGGGGGAAAUAAAGGUGGAAUUUUGUACGUUGUUUUUAAACCAAAUUCUUGGGACGUAUUUCUGUAGUGAGGCAACUAUGAAACAAAAACCUUCAACUUAGUAUUUAAAAAUCAAGACUCCAAUUUUCCUGGCCAUUAAAAUGUCAGACGAGGGACUUCCAACUUCCGGCAUUAACCUAUUGGAACAUUACCUUUGCCUCUCUUCCUAACACUAUAAUAAAACAGAUUAUUCUUCCAAAUUUAACCAAACAAUGCCAGGAGGAGCACAGAGACUUAAUGAGGAGGGUAGGAUUGGCAGGAGGUGCGGGGUGGUUUUUGAUCUGUGUGGGGAGGGGGAGCGGGGGGAGUGGAGAAGGUGUGGUAGUUGUUGAUGGAUGGGAAUUUAAUCUGGUUAGCACCCAGAGUAUUUCUUUUGGUAUUGAAGUGUUGAAUCAUAAUUUUAGAAUUUUCCUUCCGUUUUUACCAACUGAUUCAGUACAUUAUUUCCAAACCAUAAUACCCAAAUGUAAAGGUCCCUCCUUCACCAGCUAGCUAUUACAUUGUGCUGAACACAAUACUGUAGAUGGCUGCAGUAGGAGAACAUUGUUCAUUGAUGGUCAGAAGACUACAGCUGACCAUUGCAUCCAUGAGUUCCUUCUAAAUCUAGCAUAAAAUUAACAGGUUUCCACAUUUCAGCAUCCCUUAUAGUGACUGCAAAAUUGUAACAUUUUAACUUUUGAUUGGAUGUGUUUAAACAGGUUGCUCAGUCACACCACUAAUGUUCCCUCUUUAGAUUUGCAUAGUAAUAUAAUUUUCAUUGAGUUUUCAUGAAUAUUCGAUAACCAGCUCUUUUACAUUGUGCUGCUGUCUUUGAAUGGGAUGGAAAACGCAAAGCAAUGUGGUGGGACUUUCCUUUCAAAUUUUAACCAAGCAAAGUAAAAGAAAAUUGAAGCAAAUCUUAUCAUUAAUGAUUAAAAUGUUGAUUAGUAAAUGAUAGGAAAUUACUAAUUGUGACUUAAAAUACCAGAAGGAGGAGAGUCUAAAUGGCACGCCAAUUUUAGCACUGUCCAAUCACCAGCCAACUGAAGAGGAUGCAUUUCCACCUUUAAAAUGUUUUUUAACAAAUACAUUGCACAUUUUUCUGAUCAAAUAUGUGGAUGUAAAUUGUAAAUACACUGGGGAGAUACUAUACUCCAAGAUGUAUAUUUAAUUUUCUUUCGGUUUUAAUCUUUUUUGAAUUCCUUGGUGUUUUUUUGAUUUUUAGGUUCUUCAAUAUUUUUCUUCAAUGAAGACUUUCCAUAUUUGGCAAUCUAAGCAUAAAUAAUUUUGCCAAGGAAAAAGUGGUGGUACUAAGUUUUGCAAAUAAACUAGGCAGUCCUUCUGAUUUUUUUCCCUGAAAAAAAACUUCUUAAAGUUUGGUUUUUAAUACUGAUAAAUUAAUGUAAACACUAGCUUGUAUUCUGAGAAAUGCCAAUAAUUAAUUAUUAUCUAGUAAUAAUUAGUUUGUCCCAUUCUUAAAUAAACUUUAUUUUUGCACUCUGGGUCUUGACUGACAGGACUAACUAUACUGCUUGCCAUGAUUAAUACUUGUAAUGUGUGGUUUCCCUAUAAACUAUGGGUACACCAUAGAAAUAUUUGCAGAUUGGCCAUGACAUUUUGGCUAGGGUGCAUGUAUGAACUAAGUGAUCUUAUGACCAAGAAUAGUGAUGCGCACACACACUGUUGACUUCAAGGUGCAUAGUUACUGCUAUGGGACAGCAGCUUUAUGGGCCCACAGAGAUUGGCUGCAGCCAAGCAGAUUUUUAAGAUUGACGUUAGAGUCUGCCAGCCUUAAUUUGGUUGAUUUAGUUUAAUAUAACAACCUGCUGCAUAAGCUUGAGCUACAACAACUGGUAGCUCAAGACCAGAGUAAAAUGUAUCUCUGAAUAGUUGUUUGGGGGAAUUGAGCGUUUUGGGCACCUUUCCAUUCCUUUUCUCUCUGAUCUUGUUAAAGGAUAUUAAAGCACUAGUAGCACUUGAUUGUUCAAUGGUAGGAGAUGCUGUGACAAAGUGUUAUUGAAUAGUGAAGCUCAAUAACCUUUUCCAGUUUUCAGUCGAUAGGAAAUAACUCCAAAGAUUAGACAAAUAAAGCACACAAACAUUUGUUUGUCCUUGGUAACUUUAGAUUCCAAAUCCAAAUGUUGGCAUCUCCUAUUAUUGGUGAAUGGAUAUAGACCAGAUUCCUGCAGAGCUUUCCCCAAAACGGUGGUUAUCUCCUACAAUAUUCAACUUGAGUGUCUUAAAUAAUUGUAUAAUGUAAACUUCAAAGCAUGUUUGUGGAAACACAUAAGCUUGUGCAUGUAUAAACUUUUGUUUCUAGAUCAAAAUGGAACAGCCUAUAAAUAAAGAUGUGACUAUUUUUCCCCUUAUAUAAAUGAUAUAUUUUUGCAAUACAAAGAAUGACUAUCAGAAAUGGAAAUGAAUUUACUGAACUGAAAUGUACUCCAGCUUUCAAUGCACAAGCCGAUUGUACCUAAUCUGUUUGAGUUGUUAGUAAGGUUUAUGUUUUUCCUUUAACAUGGACGUUAGGCUUUGUCUUGUCUUUCUCUCCUUGUCAUUUUCUGCUUAGCCUCAUUCUACUUUGCCUUUUGUUCUGUCAAUGAAUAGAUUAUAUAUUAUUGUUUGCCCAGGAUAAGAACUAACUGCUUCAUGAGGUGGGAGUAUUCAGUGGGAAAUUGGAAGUAGCCAACAACUGAGGCAUAGAGCAAUUACUCCCGGCUACAUUAGAGCACAAGAAUUUUUUUUUAAUGGAUGUAGUUAUUAUGGUUCAUGGGUUCUGAAUGCUAUAUAGGUAUCUUUUGACUUUCGGCAUCCCAUUGAAAGACUUGCAACUGUGCUUGGUUGCAUUUUUAAAAUUUAUUUUUGGAGGGGAAAGCGUAGAGGGAAAAGAGGGUACACCACUCAGGUUGUGACUACUACUGAAUAUUUAUAGAUAGGAGAUUGGUUUUAGCUUUGUGAUGUGGUUGCCCAUUUGGAGAUCACCUCUGCACAAAACAGAACCAAAAUUCAAACGAAGAACCCUUCAGAGAUGGCAUAGUUUCUACAUUAAUUCCAAAAAAUGUACAUAAGGGAGACACUUUCACGUACCCAAUGAACCUGCUUCAUGGCUGUCACUUGUGUCUGUGUUCUGUUGCGUUUCAGUAAAUGUGUAAUGGAAAGUGUACUUCCUGGAGCUUAAAGAUUCCCGUUGCUCAAAACAAAUUUAAUUUGCUGCUCUUGCAUGGAAUAAAAAUGGCCAAAGUUGCAUUCUCAAUUUGGAUUAAUGGUUUUGCUUGUAACUUUUAUUUUGUACAUUGUAGUUAUGUGAAAUAUAAAAGAAUUUCAUGCCAAAUAGGAGUAAAAUCAUGAGAAUUUCAAGUAACUUUGUUAAAAUCACAGGUAUUAAAAUAUGAAUUUGUUUUUCUAUUGAUCACCCAUUGUACAAUUUAAACAUAUUGAAAUAAAGAAAAAUUCUUUCCAGUUUC